CGAAGUACUCAGCAUUGAAACUUACAACCCUCAACUUGCAUCUCGACAAUUCAGCCUUGUUCAAGCAUGGCCUAUGUUACCUCCCUCGUCUUUGAAUUUUCCAAAAUUUCACCAACGACCCCCAGAUCUUACCGAGGGACGAAUUAUGGAGGUACGAGGACACCAGGAAUCCACACAAUACUUUCCUCCUCAUAAAAAUGUGGUGAAUAAAGUCUCGCCCCAAUUCAAGGAUGCAUGGAAUUCACUGGCAUCACAUAUUUUUGGCAAGCCGUUAUCUGAUAUUCUCGCCCGGCUUGCUCCUGACCACGAUGAUGGUUCAACCACGACAGCAUUCGAUACUCUCUCGAAACGGCGAGCAUGUAAAACCCUCGUCCCUAGACUCCUCCUUAUGCUUGCUGUGACAUUCAUAUUUCAACUCCCGCCUUACUUAAAACUUCAAUUGUUGCAGUUCUUGAGAGUCGUCAUCCAUUAACUCGCCUCCCUCCAUCUCUUCGCAGAGCACCCAUCGAGGUUAGCAUUACCCAUACUUUUUUAUCCUACCCGACCAUCUUUUGGAUAACUUCCUUCCCACACCCUUGCCUCCUUUUGCAGGUAGACACCGACGAUUUUGAUAUCUAGCACAAUCCCAACACCGCGAUGGAAUCAUCUAGGACCUCUCUCCCCGCGGCGUCUCCACCUACGGCUGGGCUUCGACACCAAGUCCAAGAAGCAUUGAAGAUGAUGGAUCAAUUUCUUAGCAUUCCUCUGGUGACUUCCAUGAAUGACCAAACCAUAGUAUGGCUCGGCUCUGCUUGCAAGACUCUGGAGACUUUGAGAAUUAACAUUCCACCACUUAGUGCUGCUGACAUGACGUUCCUCCGCACGGUGGGUAAAGACCUACUGGAACGCGGGAAAGCUGUGGAACCAGCUUUGCAAGUGGCUAGAGCAAGUACAAUGCCUACUCUCCCAAAGGGGCUGAACAAAUGCGACGUGAGGAAGCAGCUCGGCUCGCCACUGACCCCACUCGUGUGGAGAUAGAAGCGCAGGUUGAGCUGCAAGCAGCGCAAAGCUUUUUCACUCGCGUCCGCACUACUAUAUCCCGCAUUUCCCAGCAGCUCGCCGAUUACGAGCCGUCUGACUCCUAGAGAAAUUCUUUUCUGCAUUUUGGAAUUUACCUCGAAUUUUUGUUUUGGCAUCGUUUCUCGGAUUGCAUACUCUUAUUUGCCAUGUUAACUCGACCUAUAAAGAACUUAGUUUGCU
Molecule: messenger RNA, 1239 nt
Organism: Linum trigynum
Lineage: Eukaryota; Viridiplantae; Streptophyta; Magnoliopsida; Malpighiales; Linaceae
Source: the annotation of a GenBank genome assembly